AUGGCCGCCCUGACAAACAUCGACGGCACGGCUUCGUCAUCCCGGGAAGAGCAAUGCAUGGCAGUCGUCGACCCCAAAACGGGAUACAUCACCAAUGUAGAUGAUAUACGUGCUGCAGAAUAUCAACAACUAAAAGAUACGACUUACCUCGACCAUGCUGGAACCACAGUAUACUCCAAGACACUCAUUGAGAACUACUCGAGAGAGCUGACAUCUAGUCUGUUCGGAAACCCACAUUCGGCAUCGGCAUCCUCGCAGCUCUCGUCCCGGCGGAUCGACGAUGCUCGACUCCAAGUCCUCCGGUUCUUCAAUGCCGAACCUGAUGAGUUCGAUGUCGUCUUUGUCGCGAAUGCAACCGCGGCAAUCAAGAUGGUGGGGGAUGCAUUUCGAGAUCACGAGGGUGGGUUCAGCUACUUCUACCAUGCAGAGGCGCAUACGAGUCUCGUUGGUGUGAGAGAGCUUGCUACUCGAGGCACGACUUGCUUCAACAGUGACCGAGAAGUCGAAGCCUGGAUAGACGGUCUCGGAGGUGGCGAUUCCACAGGUAACCAAAGCCCAGCCUUGUUCACAUACCCCGCGCAGUCGAACAUGACCGGUCGUCGCCUGCCGUUACGCUGGACUCAGAGAACAAGGUCUGCCCGAGAAACUUCUGGACAGGCUGUAUACACGCUCCUUGACGCCGCAGCGCUCGUCUCAACAUGCCCACUCGACCUAUCUGAACCCUCGACAUGCCCCGACUUCACAGCCCUGAGCUUCUACAAGAUCUUCGGCUUUCCCGACCUCGGGGCCUUAAUCGUCCACAAAUCAUCAGGAGAUAUUCUCCAACGACGCAAAUACUUCGGUGGUGGAACGGUUGAUUCUGUCGCAACAUUCGGUAAAGACAUCUGGCAUGCAAAGAAAUCUUCGCUGCACAGUGCUCUUGAGGAUGGAACCGUGGCCUUUCACAGCAUUAUUGCUUUGCAGUCCGCGUUGGAUGUUCAUAAGAAGUUAUAUGGAAGUAUGGCAAAUAUCUCUCGACACGCCAAUCACUUGGCAUCGAUGCUGAGGGAGCUUUUACGCGAGCUGAGACAUGCAAACGGGACCCAGGUCUGCACCAUCUACACCGAACUGACCGCGGAAAGCUCGUCGCAGGGGCCAGUCGUCGCUUUUAACCUCAAAGAUAGUCGAGGCAACUACAUCUCUAUCUCGGAAGUCGAGAAACUGGGUGUAGUGAAGAAUAUCCAGUUUAGGACAGGCGGUUUGUGCAACCCUGGAGGAAUUGGAUCCCAUCUUGGCCUCUCGAGCGAGGAGCUGCGUCAGAAUUACGAUGCCGGACAACGUUGUGGAGGUGAGAACGACAUCAUCAAUGGCAAACCCACAGGUGCCAUCCGGUUGAGUUUCGGGGCAAUGAGCAGUAUGAAAGACGUCGCCACAUUCCUUGACUUCAUCAGAGAAUUCUAUAUCGAUCUCAACGGACCGUCGCAGACGCUGCAGCCGGCAACAGCGCAUUACUCCAUCCAUCCGAACUCGGAAGGCUUCGUGAUUGAGAGUCUCUCGGUCUUCCCCAUCAAAAGUUGCGCAGCCUACAAAAUACCCCGUGAUGUGGCCUGGGAAGUCGGUGGCAAGGGACUCGCAUGGGACCGAGAGUGGUGUCUCGUCCACGAGGGGACGGAUGUCGCGCUGAGUCAGAAGCGUUUUCCUCGGAUGGCGCUUAUUCGUCCCGAGAUCGAUCUGCCCAAGCGACUUCUGAGAGUCUUCUUCGCGCAAGGUGAUACAGGAAACCGAAAACAGCUCGAAAUCAGCCUCGACUCGGCCCCCACGCGCACGGGGCUUGUCAAGCCAUGUGAAGCAUCGAUCAACAAACCAGCAAAUGUCUGCGGUGAGGAGGUCGAUGUGCAAGUCUACACGUCGGCUGAUGUGAGUGCUUUUUUCACCAAAGCACUGGACGUUCCAUGUACACUUGCAAGGUUUCCAAAAGGGGGCCCGGUGAGGCGAGCGAAAGUGCGGGUGCCUGGUCAGCACGCAGGGAAACAAGCGACCGAAAUAGGCAGAUCCAUUGCCCUGUCGAACGAAAGCCCGAUUCUCCUUGUAUCACGCUCCAGUGUCAAUCGACUCAACGAGCAAAUCAAACAAUCGAGUAGUGGCGGUGGCAAAGCCGUCACGGCCGACUCCUUCCGCGGCAAUAUUGUCAUCGCUCAAGAGCUGCGAGCAGGUCAAAUGGAAAGCCCGUACGUCGAAGAUGAUUGGGAAGGUCUUCAGAUAGGAGAAGAUCCGAACAAUGUCUUUGACGUCUUAGGGCCAUGUCAGCGAUGCCAGAUGGUCUGCGUGGACCAGAAGAGUGCACAGCGGCGACAAGAACCUUUCACCACGCUAGCCAAGACGAGGCGAAGGGAAGGGCGAGUCUGGUUUGGCAUGCACAUGUGCUUGAGGUCCGGCGAUGACUUGGACGCGACACGUGAUCCCCCAUGUUCGCAACGAGCCAGCGUAAAAGUGGGAGAUAGGGUCACGCCAUUAGUAACAAUGGACUGA
Molecule: messenger RNA, 2508 nt
Organism: Cladophialophora carrionii CBS 160.54
Lineage: Eukaryota; Fungi; Ascomycota; Eurotiomycetes; Chaetothyriales; Herpotrichiellaceae
Exons: 1
Coding region: 1-2508 (835 amino acids)
Biological process (GO): Mo-molybdopterin cofactor biosynthetic process
Molecular function (GO): molybdenum ion binding; molybdenum cofactor sulfurtransferase activity; pyridoxal phosphate binding
Source: RefSeq, a predicted model, not a curated record